This is a messenger RNA of Huiozyma naganishii CBS 8797, 2466 nucleotides long. RefSeq names its product Mkt1p (gene MKT1). Gene Ontology annotation, molecular function: 5'-3' DNA exonuclease activity; 5'-flap endonuclease activity. The record is from RefSeq and is a predicted model, not a curated record. Lineage: Eukaryota; Fungi; Ascomycota; Saccharomycetes; Saccharomycetales; Saccharomycetaceae. Bases 1 to 2466 code for a protein of 821 amino acids. Gene Ontology annotation, cellular component: nucleus. The transcript has a single exon. Gene Ontology annotation, biological process: DNA recombination; mismatch repair; DNA double-strand break processing.
AUGCCAAUUCAGUCGCUGGAGCUGUUUUUGUUUGAAAGGGGGCUCGUUGGAUCGUACCCUAUUGAUUCGUUGAAGAAUACCACUCUGGGGAUUGACGUGAACCACUAUGUCUCCCGGUUGCUGACCACCAAGAAAGAGCAGUUUUUGGACGCCAUUGGCGGGUUCCCCAUCAGUUUGAAGAUGUACCUGGAGAGCGACCUCAAGAUCUUUAAAGAGAGCAACAUUACUCCCGUUUUCGUGUUCAACGGAUCGGGGACUGCUAACCAGUUGGCGGCGAACAGCCACUUUACGGCGCUUGCUAAGGAGGUAGCCGCCGCGAGCAGUAUCACCCCAUCAGGGUCACAGGCCUCGAGGUCCGCAAAGGAGCUGAUGCUUGCUCAGAGACACAAGGCUUGGACCCAGUGGAGCAACUUGCUGAACAACAACCAGAGCACGUACAUUGACCAGCCACUGCAACCACAGGAACCCUUCAGGUACCAGGCGAUCAUCGAGCUCAAGAAGUUUCAGUCGGAUCUGAUCGACUAUUUCAUUGAGCAUCAGAUCGUCUACCAAGUGGCCCCUUACUGCUCUUGGAUCCAGCUGUCAUACUUGCUGUCGAGUGGAUUCAUUGACGCCAUAUAUGGGCCCACAGACUGUUUGAUGCUGUCUAACGUCGACAGAUUCAUCCUCGGAAUGGAGUUCCCCAACAAGGACUUCCGGUUCAUCGACAGAGCAAGGGUGCUGAAGGACUUCCAUGUUUCGAGCGAGGAGUUUAUUGACAUUUGCAUGGCGGUCGGUAACGAUCUGCAGCCAUCCGUGUUACCCCCGCUGCAGAUAUACCCAAGCAACAAACUGUUCGAAAUCUCCUUGGAGAUGGUCUUGAAUACGGGCACCAAUUUCUACGCGUACCAGCUGUCCAGCAACGCUCAAGGUGGAGCUGUCCAGGAGGUGGACAAGUACGAGAAGGGGGUCUCCUCGUUGAAAUAUAUGCCCGUCCUUUUCAGCUCUGGCAGAGUCGACGUCUACACUAUAGACCCAUCCAGGGAACACAUGGAGGAAAGCCGCAAACCCUCCGCAAACUCAGAACAUAGACAGUCUAACGAAAAUAUGGCGUCUGUGAAGGACCGCUCAGAUUCACAGGAGGGAUCUACGAAUUUGGCAGCAGCGGAUGACAAAACGUUCCCGAUCCCACGCGACGUUCAUGACAUAAUCGGCCAACGACUACCGGAUGAAUACUACUACUACAAGUCUCUAGGGUUGAUCUCUGGAAAGCUGUUCGAUGCAAUCACCACGGGCGUCUACCCAGAGGAGCCACCAUUGGACGGCGGAUCCUCGAACUCUUACAGGGAGCUGAUCGCGAAAUCCGUGGAGCUGUUCAAGAAUAAGGAAAUCAACUUGCUGACUCAAAACAUAAACAGAUACUUCCAAAUGAAACCAAUCGUACAGGUGAAGUGGUUCUCCCCAGAAAAUAAAGUAGCGUUGACUAACAGAACCUCGCCAUCGGUGUUCGAACAACUGAACCACAUAAUCAUUAAAACGAACAACGCGAAAACGACACCAUUCAGCGUUUCUGAGUUUGUGAAGUUACUGUUAAGCACUGAAGAUUUAUCAAAGGAGUUUAUAUCUGACCAAGUCGUGUUCCCCAACUCUGUCCCAGUGGACCAAAAAAUCAACUCUGCCUUCGACUUGCUGUCUACUAACUUCCUAAGACUGUUGAUUCAACUGGAAUUUUUCGACUUUGACUUUGGCGAAAAAUCGUUGACGCCAAACCAGUGGGGUCGCGCAUUUUUGAAACUAGGCAACCUUGGAGCAGAGAGUGACUUCGUGGGGAAAUUGUUUAUCUUACUAGUCUUCUUGAAGACAAAAGUGUUGUCGAUCUCCCAAGAUUUCACGCCAAGUGUUCGGUCAUCAUUGUCUGACCACACGCUAAGAUCGUACCCACAAGAAUCCAAAUACAUUCUUGCCUUAACCCGCUUGCUGACCCUAUUCCAAGUUGACCAGAAACCAACAGCCAUAUACCACGGCCCAAUUGACAAAAAGACCUUGACCUUCAGAGAACAUCUGGACUUUGUCAACGAUAACCUGAACGAUCUGUUUGAAUCCCUCGUGGUCUCCUCGCUGACGGCGAACGAGUUUGACAAAUUGAGCCUACAGAACCACGAAUGGCAAAGCGAAAUCGUCUACCACAUGCCCUUCAAGAGAUCGCUACCAAACACAGUUAUGUCCAUGAUGGUCGAAUUUUUUCUACAAAAGUACCUGCAUAACGGUAACAUCAAGCACGACGCACUGGCAUUAGUCUCUACCGAAUUUAGCACCUAUAAGUGUGUCCCUAAUCUAACCGAACAAUUCGACCAGUCGAUCGCAUACUUGUCCCAGUGUAAGGUACUAUUUGAUGAAUUAUGUGACAUGAAGUUAGUGAGUAAAGAUGAAUCUGAGUUGCUGUCCGAGGCAGUGACGUUUGCCACGAAUGCGGUAAGAGGUGAAUGA